This is a messenger RNA of Radiomyces spectabilis, 738 nucleotides long. RefSeq lists its product as uncharacterized. The transcript has 3 exons. The coding region runs from base 74 to 493 and encodes 139 amino acids. The record is from RefSeq and is a predicted model, not a curated record. NCBI's taxonomy places the organism in Eukaryota, Fungi, Mucoromycota, Mucoromycetes, Mucorales, Radiomycetaceae.
CAAAAAUUGUGUACCAUAUGCCUGCUCGAGUUCUUCACUUCUUUACAACUCUUUACACAACGACCAAUCACUCAUGGUGACAGCUAGUAUUAUUUUUGCCCUUCACGGCUUCCUUGAAGGAUCUUUGGGUCUGUUGCUCUUCUUGGCCCCGAGUUUGUGCGUGAAUGCGCUGAACAUAAAGGAAGAGUUUGCCAAUCUGCUUGCACAAGGUUAUGGUGCCGCUCUUUUAUCUUCGGCUGUCAUUAGUCUGCUGUGCCACACAUUACCCGACAUGCUUCCGUGUAAACGUGCUGUGGGUAUGGGUAUGAUGGUAUAUCAUAGCUUGGUUGCCUUGGUGGCAUUCCAGUGGCGCUUCAGCGGACCGUUCCCAACCUCUACAUGCUGGUCUAUCGUUGCGCUGCAUUUACUCUGCCUUUUCUUUUUCUAUAUAUGGUUUAAAGUGACGGAAGCUCAAGUCAAGUCGUUUACAAAAGCCAACAAGCCGAAACAUUAGUGAUAAAUUCCAGACAAUAUAAACUUUAGAAAUGCAUAUGAUUAUGCGUUUUAUCUCAUUUCAAUUAUGAACAAACUUCGUAGGAUGAUCCCAGCCAAAAUGGGAAAUUUCUUUAUUUGGUUAUUGAAUGGUUCGGUCCGGACUUGAACACUUUCUCCGCUCAAGGGCGUUUUGGGUGGGUUGGGUUUGAGUGAGGGGUGCCAAAAGUGGAGCUCGGUGGCGGACGAAAGAAGCUCCUCCUUUGU